UCAAUUGUUACCUUUGAUCGAUCGAUAUUGCUGCAAAUUCUGCAAAGCAAACCACUUCAAGUCAUCACUAUAUUAUUACAAAGAUGAACUCAUUCGAGAUACAAAAGCACCCUACCAAAUUGACUCGACGUCUGCUCGAAUCUUCGCCCGGAAGUACGGUCGAAUUCACCUUGGACGAACUCUUACAAAAGGCCAAGUAUGCACAGAGCUGGCCGGCUACCGGCCAGUAUAUCCACACUGGCAUGCUAGCUGUGUAUCAGAUGGCUGCUCAGCAGGAGCCACCCAGUAAAUCCGCCAAAAUUGCGCUGAGGGCGAUCCAGUACCGGGAGCCCAAGUCAGGCUUUGAAUGCACGAAAUGCCAGCAGAUUGACGGUCUCUGCUUGAGGGUCGACCCCGCGAAGUACCCAUCCCUUCCCAUCGGAUGCUCCGUCUGCAUAAAGGCCGGAGAAACGUGUGACCUCCCGACCGAACCUUUCGGCGUAGAAGAGAAAUCCGAGCGAGAACCAGAUUCGGAUUAUUCCCUCGGCUCUGAAGACGCAUACGAGGAAGAUGAUCCCAUAACGGGAGAAGUACCCGAAUUGCUGAAAUUGGACAACCUCGAGAACCUCGACGAGUUUAUCGGGCAGAAUACUAUGAGUCUCGGUGAUUCCAGAGAUUGGGGCGGGGCGACCGACGUCGACGACUACGAGCACUUGUUCAGGAUCAUGACGGCUUGUCAUGAGCUCGGUUACACACAGUGCGAUAGAGACGGAUGGGUCGACCGGGAAACAAAAGCCAAGUGGCUCGAAGAGCUAUUCGCCUAUUUCCCCCGCACGAUCAAGGAGGUCCAGAGCCCUGUCCCGGAGGUCUCGACCUGGUCUAUCGUCGUCCCCGAAUCGAUCCCGGCUGCCCCCUUCCCUCUGGAGCAGAAGAUCAGGGCUCAGAUCAAACUCCCUUACACGUUUCCUCCUCCUCCUCCUCCUCCUCCUCCUCCUCCUCCGGCAUCCAAGCCUGCUCCCGAGCCAAAGGUUACUGCUCCUAAACCCAAGGUCGAGACCAAGACCGAUCUCAAGCGUAAGGCUCAAACACAGGGACAGCCGGGGACGAGCAAGAAGGCGCGAGCGAAGCCGAGGAAAAGGGCGGCUGCUGAGGCUAAGGGCGAGUGACUGUAAUACUGAAUGGUUUGAUCGACCGCCGGAACGAUUAUGACGACAAUUGUUUUACGACAACGACUUGCGCAAGGCAGUGAAAUUGUUCAUAGAAGGGAAUCACAGUCG
This is a messenger RNA of Filobasidium floriforme, 1256 nucleotides long. RefSeq lists its product as uncharacterized. The transcript is spliced from 2 exons. Bases 84 to 1145 code for a protein of 353 amino acids. The record is from RefSeq and is a predicted model, not a curated record. Lineage: Eukaryota; Fungi; Basidiomycota; Tremellomycetes; Filobasidiales; Filobasidiaceae.